GUCACCUGCAAUCAGUGAGUGCUCGGUGUCGACUCGACCAACUCCGCAAAUUGCUUUCACACUAACCAAUUGACACUAACAAACUCACAAACACAUUUAAACACAUAAAUAAAACAAGCAAUUAAAUAAAAAUAAAAAAUAAAAAUAAAACAAAACAAUGGCAGCGUUAAUUGUUGGAGAUGUGUCUAAAGAAUAUGAAAAACUAAAAGAUCUCAAAAAGGAUAAUGUAAAAAAACUUCAAGAAUGGUUAGCAUGUCAACCACAUUUACCAAAAAUGACAGAAAUGCAAGUUGUACACUUUUUACACUCGAAUUACUUUAGCAACGAGGGCAAAAAGUGUAUUGAUACUUUUUACACCGUACGCACACAUUGUCCUGAAUUUUUCCACAAUAGAGAUCCUAAAACAGUGGAUACUCAAGUGGUUAUGUAUGGUCCAUUCCCAAAACUAACACCUGAAAAUUACCGUAUAAUCUACGCACGACUAAUUGACACCAACCCAGACCGUUUUAACUUCCCUCUGAUGAUAAAAUGUUUCGAUAUGACAACAAUGCUUAUGUUAAACAUGGAUGGUCCAGCUGAAGGUGUCAUUUAUAUACAUGAUCUCAAAGGAUUAUCAUUUUCACACAUUGCAAAAUUAAAUUUAUUGCAGUUGAAGAAGUUUUUCUUUUAUUUACAGGAAUGUAUGCCAGUGCGUAUAAAACAACUGCAUUUUAUAAACAUCGGUAAUUUCAUGGACAAGAUACUUGCCUUGAUUAAGCCAUUCAUGAAGAAGGAAUUAAUUGACGUCUUGUAUACUCACCCAACUAUGGAUACUAUCUACAAAUUUAUUCCCAAGGAUUAUUUUCCGAGUGAUUUUGAAGGCGGCGAUCCUAGUUUCAGUGUUAAGUCAUUACAAGAUAAAUCAAGAGAAUCUUUUAUGGCUAAUAGUGCUUUUUAUGCAGAAGAAGAAAAACAGCAAGUUGACGAGUCAAAACGUCCAGGAAAACCAAAAACGCUGGGGAAAUAUUCGGCGUUGAGGGAACAUUUAAAAACAAUUUUAGUUUGUGUUGGAUUGUUGUUAACAAAACAUAAAAUAAAAAUGGCGUUAGUUUUGUGUGAUCCGUCGUCAAAAUAUCAGGAAAUCAACGGAUUAAAAAAGUCUGACGUGGAGAGUUUGUUAAAAUGGUGUGAAAUGCAAAAAUAUCUACCGCAAAUUACUGAAAUGCAGAUGAUUAACUUUUUACAUUCGAAUAACUUUAGUAAUGAGGCAGCGAAGCGAUGCAUUGAUGAUUUUUACACUGUGAGGACACACUGUCCUGAGUUUUUCCUUAAAAGGAAUCCGAGGGAAAUUCAUUUGAAAUGCGUAAUGUACUUCCCAUUCGAGAAAAAAACACCAUCCGGUGACAAAAUCCUGAUGUCUCGCCUAAUAGAUUACAACCCAGAUAUGUGGCACUUUUCAGACCAAAUUAAACUAUUCGACAUGGCAACUAUGCUUGUCCUGAACAAAGAAGGACCUUCCAACGGAGUGAUAUUCAUCACUGACUUAACCGGCGUAACAUUCACACACGUCGCCAAAAUGAAUCUUCUACAGUUAAAGAAAUUCAUGUUCUAUUUACAAGAUUGCAUGCCGUUGAAAAUCAAAGGAUUACAUUUCAUCAACAUUGGGAAUGUCAUGGACAAAAUAUUGGUAUUAAUCAAGCCAUUCAUGAAGAAAGAAUUAUUAGAAGUGUUGCAUACACAUCCAACAAUGGAAACAAUCUACAAAAUGAUCCCUAAGGAAUUAUUCCCUAAAGAUUUCCCUGGAGGUCUCGCACAAUCAGUAGAAACCCAACAGCGUAAUUAUACAAAGUGUAUGUUAGACAACGCCGCUUAUUUCCACGCUGAAGAAGAACAAAUUGUCAAUGAGAAACUUCGUCCAGGAAAACCAAAAAAUCCUGGAGAAAUUUUCGGUGUAGAAGGAACAUUCAAAAAGUUAGACAUCGACUAAAAUAUUUAAACUACAAUACCCUGUAUAUUUUAACAAGUGUUAAAGUUCAAUGUCAUAAUAAACACGUUUGUUUACUUCCA
Molecule: messenger RNA, 2046 nt
Organism: Dalotia coriaria
Lineage: Eukaryota; Metazoa; Arthropoda; Insecta; Coleoptera; Staphylinidae
Cellular component (GO): membrane
Molecular function (GO): phosphatidylinositol bisphosphate binding
Source: RefSeq, a predicted model, not a curated record